Saprolegnia parasitica CBS 223.65 is the source of this 2823-nucleotide messenger RNA. RefSeq lists its product as hypothetical. The transcript is spliced from 3 exons. Bases 1 to 2823 code for a protein of 940 amino acids. The record is from RefSeq and is a predicted model, not a curated record. NCBI's taxonomy places the organism in Eukaryota, Oomycota, Saprolegniomycetes, Saprolegniales, Saprolegniaceae.
AUGGAGUCGUUCCGCGGCCACGACCCCGCGGAUACCAUGGACGCGCCGAUGCCGCAGUCCAAGCUCAAGCUGCGCAAGAAGGCCGUCGACGACGACGCUGGGCCCGCGCCGGGGCGCAAGCGCGCGCGUCGGGAGAAGGACGUCGACAAGGCGUACCCGGACGACCGGUCCUCGACCGGCGGUCGCGACGAGAAGCCCGACGUGGUGGCCGCGCCGGCGGUGGGCGUCCCUUUCCUCACAGCCUCGGGGCGCGACGACAUUGAGGCCGGCAAGAGCUUGCUCGAAUUGCUCCUCAAGCCGAGCCGGCAAAAGUCCAAGCGCCGCGACGACCGCACCGAAGAAGAGAUGUUUGGCACGCACGACAUGACGCUCGUGCCGCCUGGCAUCGUCAACAAGAUGGACAAGCUCAAGGACGACUAUGUGCGCGCGGUCGCAGCGGAGCACACGCGGCAUUGGAUCCACAUGAGCGGCUUUGGCGACAGCUCCAAGUUUAUGAGCAACUUGAUCCCAGCGGUCGAGCCGCAGUACCCGUGCAACUACCCGACGAUCCUCGACGAGAUUGUCGUUUCGUUCAUGUUCAAGCGGCCCGAGUACACGGAUGUGUUGAUCCGGACCGUCAUCAAGCGCCACACCGAGCACGUCUACCCGGAGAAGAACCCGCUCGUGCAAACGAUGCUGCAGAAGAUUGCGCUGCUACACACGGGCGAGCUCUUUGGCGACUCGGCCGCGACGACCCGGCACCGAAUAGCGACCUUGGCGAUCGUCAAGGCCUUGUUCCACAGCAACCAAGAGAAGCUGUACCUGAGCACGUGGAUCCUCGACUGCUUGCGCGUCACGAGCCAAGACAUGCUCGAAGUGCUUGUCGCCAAGCUCCUAAACGCGAUCGCGUUCCUUCCGCUCAUGCAGCCCGAGCCGCAAGCGCUGCCGUGGCUCGCCAUGUGGCAGGACGAGACGUGGUCCAUCUACGACGGCGGGCACCAGCUCGUGGACCUCGUGCACCUCGAGACCAAGCACGACCCGUCGACGCGCCGCGUGACGCGCGCGAUCGUCCGCGAGGCGCUGCUGCGCUUUGCCUACAUGCCGCAGGGCCAUUUUUCGUUCUUCGCGCCAGCGUUUCGCUCCUAUUUAUGCGCCGCGACGACCGGCAGCCUCGAGAUGCUGUCGGAAGUGCUGCCGAAGUUCCCGCCUCGGUACGCCGCCGACGAUCCGCACCCUGUCUCGCAGCUUCUCGAGCUCUUUGCCAGCGCGAUUCCGCUCGCGAACGCGUCGGACAAUGCGUGGUUCCUCCUGCACCUCUGGCCGCUCGUGCUGCAGUCCGACGACGUCGCGAGUCUGCUGCCGACGAUCUUCUCGCGCUACAUGGCGUACGUCUUUGGCGGUCUCGACGAGAAAACGCAGACAGACCCGCUCGGUUUCAGCGCCAACGUCGCCUUUUCCACGGUCGACGCGUGGCACAGCCUCCGCACGUUCCUCGAGGCGAUUCCUAAGCACGCGACCAAGCGUCUUGCGACCAUUCGCACUGUCUUUCGCGCGUGGAAGGCGGCGUGGCGUGAUGCUGCCUUGCCGCUGCACGUCAUGCUGACGAUGGUCGUCGUCUCGCUCUCGUUCCACGCGACCGACGACGCAUGCGCGGCGUUCCACGCGACGAGGACGGAGUUUCGGGCGCUCACGCUGUCGCUUUUGACGGCCAAGGCGGCGACGCUCUAUGCAUCCGGACCCGGGUACCUUGCGUUUCGCCACACGUUUCUGCAGCACCCGCGCGGCCUCUGCCCCAAGCAGCUCGCGAACGUCGUCGACACGGUGCUGGCGCAACUGCCGCUCAACGACAACACUUUGUAUGCGCUCGGAUUGCAGCAGACACUCGCCACAAGUUUGGCGGCCGAGUUGGAGCCCUUGCCCGACGUUGCGUUUUUCGAUUGGCAACAGCACGUUGUUAUGGCGCUGCCGAGCGGCCCGUCCUGCGCCGCGUACCCGCCACAGCCGCUCUUGACCUUGCAUCUCUUGACCGAGCUCGUGACGAAUGCCUCGCUCACUGUGGCAACGUUUGUCCAACGCCAAGUGGCCACGUCACCGGCCGUGUACGAAGCGCUGAUUGCGCUCCUUUCGUCGCGGGACCACGACGUGGUAAAUGCGACGCUUCGUCUCUUGCACGACGUCUUGACGCGCUUCCACGACCCGGUGCCAGACCUCUGGACGCAGCCGCAUGUGGUGCAAGCCAUUGCCCGCCUCGCCCACCGCGGCGAGAUGAGUGCCGCCACGACGCUCCUCGAAGCGCUUGUGACGCGAGGACCGCCGCGCGUGCCGCUGCUCCUCCUCCGGCUGUGCGUCGACGCGCUGCCGUCCCUUGCGGCCCACGAGAUGCGUGCGUACGUGCACGACGUGGAGAUUGGGCUAGCGACGACGCCGGCCGCGUGGGAGCAAGUGCUGCAGUUUGCGUCGGCGCAGCUGCUCUCGACGGCGUCGGCGCACUGGACGGAAAAGUCGGCGGCGCACAUGGGUCUCCUCGUCUUGCGCAUGCUGUACAAACUCGACUGGCGACCCGAGUACGCGUCCGUGCUGCCGUUUGCUCUCCGGACGCUCGAGACGUCGUCGGAUGUCGUUUGCGCCUUGCAACUCGGACUGCUCUACGACGUGGUCGCGACCGCGCCGCGCACCGAAGACAUUGCGCCCGUCUUGACCGCGAGCAACGUGAGCUCGCGCCUCCAGCUGCUGCUGGCGCUGCCGCAACAGCGUGGACCGUCGAUCGUGGCGCUUGCCCGGCGCACGCUUGGCGCACUCGAGACCAAGCACCCCGCAGCAGCAGCACCAUCAUCAUCAUUAUGA